Messenger RNA from Triticum urartu, 1424 nucleotides. Its product is annotated as ATP-dependent caseinolytic (Clp) protease/crotonase family protein. Gene Ontology annotation, molecular function: 3-hydroxyisobutyryl-CoA hydrolase activity. Gene Ontology annotation, biological process: L-valine catabolic process. Lineage: Eukaryota; Viridiplantae; Streptophyta; Magnoliopsida; Poales; Poaceae. The record is from RefSeq and is a predicted model, not a curated record.
UUACCAACCCACUCCCCUACCCUUCUUCUUCCCUCCCACACCAAUGGUUCCUUCACCAACCCCAAUUGGGCAUCCGCCUCACCUCGCGACCUUGUACGCGUCAAAGAAAUCUCCAGCUCCCGAUUCGCCAUGGCUCAAGAGCAAUCCAAUCCCAACGAGGUCGUGCUCGGGCAGGAGAUCAACGGCGCGAGGGUGGUCACCCUCAACCGCCCGCGCCAGCUCAACGGCAUCAACGACAGAGUGGUCUAUCUCCUAGCCCAGCUCUUGGAGAAAUGGGAGAAAGAUGCCAAUGCCAAGCUGGUCAUCUUCAAGGGAGCAGGACGCGCAUUUUCUGCUGGCGGGGACCUAAAGAUGUUCUACGAAGGGAGAUCAUCAGAUGAUUCCUGCCUCGAGGUUGUGUAUAGGAUGUACUGGCUCUGCUAUCACAUCCAUACAUAUAAGAAAACCACGGUGGCCCUUGUUAAUGGACUUGUCAUGGGUGGAGGUGCAGCCAUGGUUGCUCCACUGAAAUUUGCAGUUGUCACAGAGAAAACAGUUUUUGCCACCCCCGAGGCAAGUGUUGGACUACACACAGAUUGUAGCUUUUCUUAUAUCCAUUCUCGGCUCCCUGGAUAUUUAGGGGAGUAUCUGGCUUUGACUGGUGCUAGACUGAAUGCAAAAGAAAUGAUCACUGCCGGUCUUGCUACUCAUUUUGUCCAUUCUGAAAAAUUGGAAGAUCUCGAAAAACAAUUACUGAAUUUAAACACAGGCGACGAGUCUGCAGUCCGAGCUGUCAUUGAGGAAUUCUCUACGGAUGUUCAACUUGAUCAAGAGAGUAUUUUAAACAAGCUUCCAACUAUCGAUAAAUGUUUCUCAGCCGAGACUGUUGAGGAGAUCUUGAAAGCACUUGAUUCAGAAGUGAGCGUCGAUGGAAAUCAAUGGAUAGCUCCAGUCCUGAAGAGCAUGAGAAGAUCAUCUCCUACUGGAUUGAAGAUCACACUGCGAUCGGUUAGAGAAGGUCGGAAGCAGAGUCUGCAGGAAUGUUUGAAGAAGGAAUUCGGACUAACAAUGAACAUCCUCCGAUCUAUCAUUACUGGCGAUGUGUACGAGGGUAUUAGAGCUCAGAGCAUCGACAAAGACAAUGCACCUAAGUGGAGUCCUGCAACCGUUGAAGAGGUGAAGAAUGAAGACAUUGACCGUGUUUUCGAACCAUUCAGCUCGGGACAUGAGCUCCAAGUCCCAUCUGAUGAUUCCAACAGGUGGAGCGGCAAAUACGAGCACACGGUCUAUGCUAAAUCUUCACAGUAAUCACCACAUAGCCCAGGCUCUGGAGCAGCAGCCCUUUGUAGGUUGCUGUAUGACAUGCAUGUUGUGUGUAACAUUAUGCCAACUGUUGAGAACUACUGUACUAUAAAGGAAGCAAUAAAGCAACUGAGGUUUCAUUA